ACAUUGUAAAUUCAGAUGUAUUACUUUAAUAAAGUUGACUUACAGUGGACUCGUAUUUGUUUACAUGUUACAGAUUUUCAAGCCAGAGAAGGCAGAGUAAUAUUUUUAGUGAUGAGUCAGAUAUUUUGGAUGAAUAUCUUCAGAGCUGAGACAUGUCAUCGAUCAGAAUAUCUCUCUGUACAGAAUGAGUGCUGUCCUAUGUGUCCACCUGGAAAUCGAGUGAGAACGGACUGCACGGAGUACAGAAGCACUUCAUGUCAACCCUGCUAUGAAGGAACCUACAUGAAUCAACUUAAUGGACUGAGAAACUGUCUUACAUGUACAAACUGUGGUGCAGGUUCUGGUUUGAAGAUACACACAGCAUGUACAACAACAUCAGAUACAGUUUGUGAACCACUGGAGGGUUUCUACUGUCUGGACCCUCCAGGAAGCGGCUGUAUGACAGCACGGGAACACACAACAUGUAAACCAGGACAAUACAUCAGUCAAAAAGGGACAGCAUUCAAAGACACCGUGUGCUCUGAGUGCAGUGAUGGAACAUAUUCAAAUGGAACAUUGACAUCUUGUCGGACACACACACAAUGUGAAUCACUGCAGCUUCAGCUGAUAAAACCAGGAACUGCUUCAACUGAUGCUGAAUGUGGAGAACAAAGUUCAAACACAAUGACUGUGGUCGGUGUAGUGGUCGGUGUAGUGGUCGGAGUUGUGCUGCUUUUUUUAUGUGGAGCAGCUAUAUUGGUCUAUCUCAUAAAGAAGAAAAAAGGAAAAGACAAAAAAAGAACUCCAGACAGUCACACAAUGGAACUGCAGCCAGAAGAGGUUUCAUUAAAGCAGACAGAUGGAGAUCAGUAGCAGGUAAGACAUCAGUGUGAUCUUCACUCACUGACUGAGCUACUCUGUGAUGUCUUUACAAAUAAAUGAUGUCUUUUAAAUAAAUAUAUUUCUCUCCUCAGGAUCCAGCAGUUCAUAUAUAAACAUGACAACCCUUUUUCAGACACUGCAGAGUAAAUGUUUUCUAGAAUCCAGUUACAGUCAUAUUGGAUGCUGGGACAUUGUCUUUGCAGUGUAUAGAAAUUAAAUGAGUGGAGCUGAAUUAUGAACUGAAUACCUUCCACAGCACUGGUUCACAACCUUUUUCCUUCAGGGCAUCCUUUUCUGUCAUUAAGUAAACUCAUGACCCCUGAUUAAGAGACAUAUUUAAUGGAUAUUUCAUCCAUUUCUGUAAAUAUUUGUUCAGAUUAUUUCCUGUAAAUAUUUGUUCAGAUUAUUUUCAUUGAAUAUUUGUACAGAUUAUUUCCAGUAAAUGUUCGUUCAGAUUA
Larimichthys crocea (large yellow croaker) is the source of this 1319-nucleotide messenger RNA. RefSeq names its product tumor necrosis factor receptor superfamily member 14. Gene Ontology annotation, biological process: signal transduction; immune response; defense response to Gram-negative bacterium. NCBI's taxonomy places the organism in Eukaryota, Metazoa, Chordata, Actinopteri, Sciaenidae. The coding region runs from base 16 to 852 and encodes 278 amino acids. The record is from RefSeq and is a predicted model, not a curated record. Gene Ontology annotation, cellular component: membrane; external side of plasma membrane. Gene Ontology annotation, molecular function: protein binding; transmembrane signaling receptor activity. The transcript has 8 exons.